GGUAGACGAUGACAUCACGGCCGCCUGUAGGGUGACACAUAGUGGAGAAACCUGGCAAUUACAAGAAAGUUCAGGAAUGUGCUGGAGUUCGCGGACUCACAAUAUAAAGCGUGAGCCCUGAGAGUCGAGGCAGAAGCAAGCAGAGCUGACGCUGAGCAAACUCCCAGAGCUAAGUAGAGACGACACUGAAGAUGCUGUGCUCCCACGUGUUCCAGCCUUCCUUCGGACCACUGAUGGAGUUCCACUGGCCGAUACGCAGCAUCUGGCCACACAUGGGACCUCUGGCACUUCAACGUGACAUGCUGCUAAAGAGCAUGCAGGAUAUGAGCACCAGCAUGGGUCUCCUGGAGAAAGUUCAUGAGCAGAUCCUGCAGGAGAUGGAUAAAGUGCCGUGCUCUUUGUCCACCAAACCGCUCUCCUGCCAGAUGGAGAAAGAUGGAGACAACUUUGCCCUGACCCUGGACACUAAGGACUUCUCCCCAGAGGAGUUGUCCAUCAAGCAGGUGGACAGGAAGCUGAUGGUGAGCGGUAAGACAGAGAAGAAACAGGACGACGGAAAGGGCUCGUACUCUUACCGACGCCAGGAGUUCAGACAAGUCGUCCAGCUGCCGGAGGAUGUGAACCCCACUGCUGUCACCUGUUCGCUUUCCGACGGACAACUUCAGAUCCGGGCACCGAGACUGGCGCUGCCUGAGGUGAGCGAAAGAACGCUGCCAAUCAACAGCACCCCGGCUGUGAUGACCUCGGCGUCUCAGAGUGAAGCCAACUCCCCCAACGAGGCCCGAGUGGACUGAACACUGGACUGAUAUUGACCUGCGCACAUUAAUUUUUAUUGUUAAAUUGUUCAAGGGAAAUAAUUUUAGCUUGUAUCUUUCUGAAGCUGGUUUUAUAUGCUGUAAAUACAUUUUGGACUUUUGUCAUGAAAAAUUUUGCUAGCAUAAAUAAAUGUAAAAAAAUAAGAAGUGAAUGACUGAUUUCCAAUUCUCCUUGAGUGUUUCUUUGUCAUUUACAAUCUUUGUUUGACAUAUCUUAGUCAUCUAAAAAAUGCAAUGUUUUGGAGCUGAGUAAUAAAUCUUUUGCAUUGAAAAUACUGUGGAUAUGCUCCUACCCGCCCUCUCCCCCCCCCUACUA
Messenger RNA from Brienomyrus brachyistius, 1131 nucleotides. Its product is annotated as heat shock protein beta-11-like. The record is from RefSeq and is a predicted model, not a curated record. Gene Ontology annotation, molecular function: protein folding chaperone. Gene Ontology annotation, biological process: protein refolding; response to heat. The coding region runs from base 192 to 794 and encodes 200 amino acids. The transcript has a single exon. Lineage: Eukaryota; Metazoa; Chordata; Actinopteri; Osteoglossiformes; Mormyridae.